AUGGGAAAUGACGUUUUGCCAGCGUGUGAAGAACAUGUCGUCCGCUUAUACAACCACUUAAUGGCUGGCUAUGAACGCGAGGUGCGACCAUCUUUGCAACAUGAUCAGCCAAUUGAUGUUGCAUUCGUUUUUUCGUUGACACAAAUUAUUGAUGUGGACGAAAGAAAUCAAAUCCUCACCACCAAUGCAUGGGUACGACAGCAUUGGAUGGAUUACCAACUGGUUUGGGAUCCGCGAAGGUUUGGCAAUGUGACAAAGAUUCAUAUUCCAUAUGAAAGGAUUUGGAGACCAGACAUUAUUUUAUACAAUAAUGCGGAUUCACAAUACACAAAAUCGGUGAUGAGCACCGACGUGGUCGUAAAUUUUAUGGGAAACGUCACUUAUGCAACUGCUGGUAUUUUCAAGUCUAGUUGUCCCUUGGAUGUCAGAUUCUAUCCCUUUGAUCACCAAAAUUGUACCUUGAAGUUUGCAUCUUGGGCGUACGACGGGACUAAAAUCGACCUUCAUCUACCAACCCGAAUCGGUGAUAAAAGCAAUUAUAUGAUUAGCACGGAAUGGGAGUUGAAGGAGAUAUGGGCGGAAAAAGAUAAUAUGGUCUAUUCGUGCUGUCCGGAACCGUAUCCUUUUGUUGACGUCCAUAUCACGAUCGAAAGAAGACCAAUGUUUUAUGUGUUUAAUUUGAUUCUGCCAUGUGUCUUAAUAUCGGGGAUCGCCCUUCUCGGUUUCUACAUGCCGAGUGAUAGCGGAGAAAAAGUCACAUUAGGAAUCACAUCAUUGUUAUCGACUACCGUUUUUUUAAUGCUGGUUGCCGAAGGUAUGCCGCCGACAGCUGAAGCACUUCCAUUGAUAGGAAUUUAUUAUGGCGUCACGAUCUUCCUUGUUUCAUUGGCCACGGCGAUGACAGUCUUGACGUUGAAUAUACACCACAAAGGAGUUCAUGGCCAUCCUGUUCCCGCAGUCGUACAGAUCAUAGCAUUUCGUCUGUUAGCCAAGAUGCUGUGGAUCAAACUCCAGCCUUAUCAUUCGAUAACCCAACACGUCCGCUAUAUUUAUGACCGUUAUGGUGAUGAAGAAAUCAAGCGCGAAUAUCCGUCGGAAAGCAAAUUUUUUGCUCGCUUGAAUCUGCCAUUUCUCGCCAAGAAGGAGCGGAUACCGUUGCUACAUGCCCAACCACCUACAGUCGCAAAUCAUCUCCUGAGCGAGCCGAUGACACAUGAGCAGAGUAGUCCUGCGAGGAAGACUAGUAAGAAGAACACCUUUUCAUCAUAUAACCUACUCGAUGAUGGCGAUCCAGUCUCUUUUACUGAUGUCUGUCCGCCGCCGGAUGCAAACUUUCGUACCCAGCCCCCUAAUUUAUCGAACACGGAAUCGACUGUAAAGGAAAAGGCCGAGGCCCAGCAAGAAGAAUUGGAUCCAUUUGAACUUGAAUUUCUUCGCGUCAUGCAGAUGAUACACGCCACUAUUGAACGAAACGAAAUGCGACAAGCCGAAAAGGACAGACGUGAUGCCGCAAAAUUAGAGUGGCAACAAGUGUCAAUGGUACUGGAUCGAUUCCUCCUUGUCGUCUUUGUUAUUGGAACCGCAUCUGCAUCGUUUGUCAUUCUGUAUCAGCGCCAGCUCGGCAUUUUCGAA
Messenger RNA from Mesorhabditis spiculigera, 1632 nucleotides. The record is from the annotation of a GenBank genome assembly. Lineage: Eukaryota; Metazoa; Nematoda; Chromadorea; Rhabditida; Rhabditidae.